ACGAUCAACGAGGGGACACGGUAGACGGUAUUUUUGGAACAGACGAUCGCAUCUCGGGAAAGGGUAGAACAGAGAGUUCGUUGAGGAGUGGCCUUGGUCGACAUUUCCUCUUUCGAAGCCCUCCAAAAUUAUUCUAUCGGAACGACGGAGAAAGAAAAGAAAGAAGAAAACGACGACGAAUCAGUUCCCUGUUUUGGAGGUCGACGACUGGCGCUUUUGACAACCGGCUCGCCGAUUAGUGGGUAUUGAGAUGGGGUAUUUGAGGAAAUGGUUUGCCUCUCCGAUCAAGUUUAGGGAAGGAAUGGCUUUUUUUGGCUCUCGGAGGAACCAGGCUGCUGAAAUCUUGCAGCAAUUUGGCAUGGGAAUCACAGCUAUGCCGGGCUGUUUAGCCGGAACAAAGUGUGAGACAGGAAGUCUGCUAAUGGCCUCGGAUAGUCGCCUAAACAGUCGUCGUAGGUUUUCAAAUUCUCCAAGGGAAGAGCAGCCUUCGAGCAGGAACUGGUUGGCACGACUUUGGGUGGAAGAGAGGCGAAGAGUGAAAGUAUGGAAUGGAGGAGUGAAGAGACAGUCCGCUUCAAAUGCUCAAGAUGGCGCCACUUUGCUUUAUACUUUCGCUUCUCAGCUUCCUUUUCUCAAGUUAUUUCCUUAUCAGCUCCCAUUUUUCAAGUCAAUUAUAAGAGAACCAGAUCAGGUCGACCAAGAUUCUGUUAUUAACAAAACCAUGCAUCAUCCAAAAAUCAGUCAAUAUGAUGGUGAUUUUCUGCCCCCAAGUUCCCCAGAGGAGGUCAAACUUGCACCACUUCUUUCCAGAGACAAUUUGGUUAUUAUUAGAGACAUAGAAUGGGCAAGUAUCAUGUUCGCAUUUGAACAGGAGAGCCGCUAUGUAGUAAUGGAUGUUUGUUAUCCUCAGUCACCUGUGGCUUUCAUUCGAGAGAGAAGUAAUGUUAUUUCUAGGCAGCUACUUCGUGGGAGGCGCCCAUUUGUCGCCCAUAUGUUUGAUGCCAUGGGCAAUGAAGUAUUUAGGGUUCAUAGGCCCUUUUGGUGGAUAAACAGCACCAUAUAUGCAGAAGUAGAUGGUAAGGAAAUUGGUGUAGUUCACAGACGUUGGCAUCUUUGGCGGAGAAUUUAUGAUUUAUACUUGGGAAACAAGCAAUUUGCUGUUGUUGAAAACCCUGGUUUCUGGAAUUGGACAUUUACGCUAAAGGAUGAAAAUGGUAAUGUGCUGGCUCAAAUUGAUCGUAACUGGAGAGGUAUUGGUCUAGAGCUUUUCACAGAUGCUGGUCAGUACGUGAUACGAUUUGGGGAUGCCGAUUCACUUCCUCAUACUGAACCUGAUAGUAUUCAAGAGUUUAAAGUUGCUCGUCCAUUGUCUCUUUCUGAAAGAGCUAUCACUGUUGCUCUUGCUAUUUCUCUGGAUAACGACUACUUCUCCACCUAUGGAGGCUGGGGACUCCCCUUUCUCGUUGCUGGCGAAUAGGAACUCAAAUCUUGCAACUCGGGUCAUGUUUGGGGAGCUGAACGUAAGGACACCCGCUCUCAAAACAAUUUACUUUGUCUUCUCAAAAGCUUUGGUUUUAUAUCUGUCAGAAACCAAUCAGUGUGUUUGAAGCUGUUCUUGUUGGUUUCAACUUUCAACUACAAGAUAAUAAACCCACUGGAUAAAUAAAAGGGAAGAAUUCUUAAAUUUA
Zingiber officinale is the source of this 1688-nucleotide messenger RNA. Its product is annotated as altered inheritance rate of mitochondria protein 25-like. Bases 251 to 1477 code for a protein of 408 amino acids. Gene Ontology annotation, biological process: plasma membrane phospholipid scrambling. NCBI's taxonomy places the organism in Eukaryota, Viridiplantae, Streptophyta, Magnoliopsida, Zingiberales, Zingiberaceae. The transcript is spliced from 12 exons. The record is from RefSeq and is a predicted model, not a curated record. Gene Ontology annotation, cellular component: plasma membrane. Gene Ontology annotation, molecular function: phospholipid scramblase activity.